Messenger RNA from Menidia menidia (Atlantic silverside), 1593 nucleotides. The record is from the annotation of a GenBank genome assembly. NCBI's taxonomy places the organism in Eukaryota, Metazoa, Chordata, Actinopteri, Atheriniformes, Atherinopsidae.
AAAAUCAAAUGACAGUUGAAUCGAAAACUGAUUUUGCGACCUUUGCGACUGUGCAGUCAAUGGCGCACGAAUCGAGAUACGACAGAGAGAAGAAGAUGGCGGAGGGAGCUAAUGAUGCAGAGCUACUCAAGGAGAAGGCAAAUAAGUACUUCAAAGACAAAGACUACGAAAAUGCCAUCAAGUACUACACAGAGGCCCUGGAGCUCAACCCCUCCAAUGCCAUCUACUACAGCAACCGCAGCCUGGCCUACCUGCGCACAGAGUGCUACGGCUACGCCCUGGCGGACGCCACCAAGGCCCUGGACAUAGACAAGAACUACAUCAAGGGGUAUUACCGGCGGGCCACCUCCAACAUGGCGCUGGGCAAGUUCAAAGCCGCGCUCAAAGACUACGAAACGGUUGUGCGGGUGCGGCCCAACGACAAGGACGCGCGGAUGAAGUAUCAGGAAUGCAACAAGAUCGUCAAGCAGAAGGCCUUCGAGAGAGCCAUCGCCAGCGACGAGAUCAAGAAGUCUGUCGUCGACUCGCUGGACAUCGAAAGCAUGACCAUUGAGGACGACUACGUGGGCCCAAAGCUGGAGGAGGGAAAGGUCACGCAGCAGUUCAUGACAGAGAUGAUGGACUGGUUCAAGGAGCAGAAGAAACUGCACAGAAAGUGCGCCUAUCAGAUUUUGAUACAAGUCAAAGACGUCCUGUCAAAACUACCGAGUCUUGUGGAAGUCACACUGAAAGAGACAGAGAAAAUCACCAUCUGUGGAGACACGCACGGCCAGUAUUACGACCUCCUGAACAUCUUCGCUCUGAACGGCCUGCCCUCAGAGAGCAACCCUUACCUGUUCAACGGCGACUUCGUGGACCGCGGCUCUUUCUCCCUGGAGGUCAUCCUCACCCUGUUCGGUUUCAAGCUGCUCUACCCCGACAACUUCCACCUGCUGAGAGGUAACCACGAGACGGACAACAUGAACCAGAUGUACGGCUUCGAGGGGGAGGUCAAGGCCAAGUACACAGCCCAGAUGUUCCAGCUGUUCAGCGAGGUCUUCCAGUGGCUGCCCCUGGCCCAGUGCAUCAACAGCAAAGUGCUGGUUAUGCACGGGGGCCUGUUCAGCGAAGACGGCGUGACACUGGACGACCUUAGGAAGAUCGAAAGGAACAGACAACCUCCAGACUCAGGUCCCAUGUGCGACCUUCUCUGGUCAGACCCGCAGCCUCAGAACGGCCGGUCGGUCAGCAAGCGAGGCGUGAGCUGCCAGUUCGGCCCGGACGUGACGGAGCGCUUCCUGGAGCAGAACAAGCUGGACUACAUAGUGCGGAGCCACGAGGUCAAAUCCGAGGGCUACGAGGUCACUCACUCAGGGAAGUGCAUCACCGUCUUCUCAGCGCCCAACUACUGUGAUCAGAUGGGAAACAAAGGAGCGUACAUCCACCUCAGGGGAUCCGACCUCAAGCCAGAAUUUCACCAGUUCACUGCUGUGCCUCAUCCGAAUGUCAAGCCCAUGGCGUACGCCAACACGCUAAUGCAGCUGGGGAUGAUGUAGAGGCUCCACGCACCCGCCUGCGGCGCUGAUGACCACCCGUCAGACCCCCCCACCCCCC